CUCAAAGCUCAUGGCUGCCCUGGAACACUCCACACUCUUGGGCUUCCCUCGUUCGGAUCUGCCCUCUCUAAAGUGGAUCCACAUCAGAACUCCAGCUCACUCUGGUCACGUUUAAAGCAAGUUCAUUCAGAUCUCGUCUGUCAGUCUACGAGCGCACGUCGUGAACAAGACCUUCAAAACAGCUUUCUAGAGAAAGUGCAAACGCACUUAUAGUAAGAUGGAGCAAGAGAUAUCGAAAGUACAGCGUAAGAUGUCUGACCUGGAGUCAGUUCUCCAACAGAAGGAUGUGGAACUCAAAGCUUCAGAAACCCAGAGGACCGUCUUAGAACAAGACCUGGCCACCUACAUCACAGAGUGCAGUAGUUUGAAGCGCAGUUUGGAGCAGGCCCGUAUGGACGUUUCGCAGGAAGAUGAUAAAGCUCUUCAGCUCCUGCAUGACAUACGUGAGCAGAGCAACAAACUGCAGGAAAUCAAGGAACAGGAGUACCACGCUCAGCUGGAGGAGAUGCGGGUGUCUAUUCGUCAACUGGAGGAGAAUCUCUCCGCCGCUCGCCGCCGUAGUGACCUGUAUGAAUCUGAGCUGAAAGAGUCCCGACAGACCAGCGAGGAACUGAAGAGGAAAGCGACAGAAUAUCAACAGAAGAUUCAGAAGGCUAAAGAACAGGGCAAAUCUGAGAUGGAAGAACUCCUGUCCAAACUACAGAAGACCAAUGCAGAGCAACAAUCAAAGAUUGAAGAAUUUCAAGAGAAGCUCGGCAAGGCUGUGACGGCGAGUACAGAAGCCACUGAACUGCUGCAGAAUGUUCGUCAAUCUAAAGAACGUUUGGAGCGAGACCUGGAGCGUCUACAGACCAAAGAGGACUCCACCGACAGUCUGCGCAGACACUUACGAGAAACUGAGGAUGGAAAGAAGACUCUAGAGAACCAGGUGAAGAGGCUGGAGUUGGUGGAACGGAGAGAAACUAAACUGAAAGAAGAUAUCCAGACCAAGUCACAACAGAUCCAACAGAUGGCCGACAAAAUCAUGGAACUAGAAGAGAACUUGCGUGACACGCAGGCCACGGCGCAGCGUAUGGAAACACACCUGGAACAAAAGAAGCAGCUUUAUGAAGACAAGAUCAAGGUUUUGGAGACUCAGAUGAAGGUCGAUUUGGCUGAAAAGGAGCUGCUGGAGUCCAAACACAACACGUAUCAGGAAGAGUCCCGCAAGAGAGGCAAAGUCAUCAGUGAUCAGGCCGCGACCAUCAAUGCCAUGGAGUCCAAGAUGACCAGUCUGGAGCAGAGAAUCGCUGAGCUUUCGGAGGCCAACAAACUGGCAGCUAACAGCAGUGUUUACACACAGAAAAACAUGAAAGCUCAAGAGGAGAUGAUAUCUGAACUGAGGCAGCAGAAGUUUUAUCUGGAGUCUCAGGCCGGUAAACUGGAGGCCCAGAAUGCAAAGCUGGAGGAACAUCUGGAGAAGUUAACACAGCAGGAACAGACCAACAAGAGUAGAGUGAUGGAACUGGAGGCCAGACUCAGAGAGAUGGGUCUGGAACACGAAGAGCAGAAGCUGGAGAUCAAGCGUCAGGUUUCGGAGCUCACGCUGUCCCUGCAGGAGAGAGAAGCUCAGAUUAGCAGUCUGCAGGCAGCGCGACGCUCCCUAGAGAGUCAACUACAUCUGGCCAAGACUGAGCUGGAGGAGACGACUGCUGAGGCUGAAGAGGAGAUCACUGUACUCCGGGCCCAUCGGGAUGAAAUCCAGCGCAAGUUUGAUGCCCUGCGAGACAGCUGUGCGGUGAUCACGGAUCUAGAGGAGCAGCUGACGCAGCUGACGCAGGAGAACAGCGAGCUGAACCGGCAGAACUUCUACCUGUCUAAACAACUGGACGAGGCCACGGAUGAGAAUGAGGAGAGACUGCAUCUCAAACAGGACGUGGAUGGUCUGCGCAGAGAGGUGGCCGACCGAGAGAUGCACCUCAACAACCAGAAACAGAACAUCGAGACACUGAAGACGACGUGUACGAUGCUGGAGGAGCAGGUGCUGGAGCUGGAGACACUGAAUGAUGAGCUGCUGGAGAAAGAGAGACAGUGGGAGAGCUGGAGAACUUCUUUGGACGAGGAGAAGAAUGAGGCAGAGAGAAGAUCUCGAGACAUACAGAGACAACUGGACAGCGAAAAACAGAACAGACUCCGUGCAGAGCAGCGUAAUUCUGAGUCUCGUCAAUCCAUUGAACUGGCUGUGAAAGAACACAAAGCUGAGAUUCUGGUGCUGCAACAGGCUCUAAAAGACCAGAAACUCAAAGCCGAGGGCCUCUCUGAUACAAUGAGUGAUCUGGAGAAGAAACACGCUAUGCUGGAAAUGAACGCUCGCAGUCUGCAACAGAAGCUGGAGACAGAGAGAGAACUCAAACAAAGACUCAUGGACGAGCAAGCAAAACUACAGCAGCAGCUGGACCUUCAGAAGAGUCACAUUUUUAGACUGACACAAGGACUUCAGGACGCACUGGACCAGACUGACGUUUUGAAGACAGAGCGAACCGACCUUGAGUACCAGUUAGAAAACAUACAGGUACACCUUCAGGCAGCGUACUCUCAUGAGAAAGUCAAGAUGGAGGGGACCAUCACGCAGCAGACAAAGCUCAUCGAAUUCCUGCAGGCCAAGGUAGAGCACCCCUCUAAGAGGAAAAAGGGCAUCUUCAGCGGGCGACGGCGCGAGGAUCUGCUGGCAGCACUGGCAGCUCAGAGUCAGAUGCAGGUGCCCACUGUACCCUCUGUGACCCCGGUGCCCCUGCAGUACAGUGACCUGAAGGCAGCACUGGAAAAGGAGAGAGCCCGAUGCUCAGAGCUUGAAGACGCCCUGCAGAAAACACGCCACGAGCUCAGAGAGGGUUUUAAUAAAGCUCUGGAGCACAGUGGAGCUCCAGCCACUCCAGGUCUGUCCCGUCAGCAGCUCAUGAUGUCCACCAAAUCCACCAAAUCUCCUGAACAUCAGCCCAGCCUGAUGCCCUCCAACUCCGGCCGCAGAAAGGACGCUGGCAAUCCGGAAGAAAUAAGGAGAGUCACUUCUGAAAAAUACGCCAGACGUGUGAAGGACAGAAUCCAUCACAGCACUCCUCACCGCUUCACACAGGGGCUCAACAUGCGAGCGGCGCGCUGCACUGUCUGUCUGGACACGGUCCAUUUUGGACGGCAAGCCGCUACCUGCAUUGAAUGUCAUGCUUUGUGCCACCCGAAAUGCUCACCCUACCUGCCAGCCACCUGCGGCGUGGCCACCGAGUACGCCAUGCACCUGUCUGAGGCUCUGUGCAGAGAGAAGGGCAGCAGUCUGAAGGAUGCUGGUGGACACAUGAGACUGGAGGGAUGGCUCAAACAGCCCAGAAACGGCAAGCGUGGUCAGGGCUGGGAGAGGAAGUACGUGGUUCUGGAUGGAUGUAAAGUCAUCACAUUCGAGACAGAACCAAGAGACGAGUCAGUGAAGCCGCUGGAUGAGUUUGAGUUGUGUUUGUCUGAUGGAGAGGUGACGGUUCACUCUGCUGUUGGUACAUCUGAGGUGCCAAACACAGCCAAAUCAGAUAUACAGUAUGUGCUAAAGUUGGAGUCGUCUCCACAGUCAACAUGUUGGCCCGGUCAGACUCUGUACCUCAUGACCUCCGGCUUCUCAGAGAAACAGCGUUGGGUGGCCGUACUGGAAGCUAUCGUGGCGAGCAGCCGUGGCUCGAGAGAGAAAGCCGAAGCUGAUGCGAAAUUGUUGGGAAACUCUUUACUAAAGCUGGAGGGUGAUGACAGGUUGGAUAUUAACUGCACUCUACCCCUGACUGAUCAGAUCGUGUUGGUGGGCUCUGAAGAGGGUCUCUACGCCCUGAACGUGAUCAAAAACUCCCUCACUCACAUUCCUGGUCUGGGAUCCGUGUUCCAGAUCCACAUUAUCAAAGAACAUGAAAAGCUGCUAAUGAUCGUGGGAGAUGAACGGGCGUUGUGUUUGGUGGAGAUUAAGAAGGUGAAACAGUCUUUGUCUCAGUCUCACCUCCCCACACUGCCUGAGAUCAUGCCGUACAUCUUUGAGACAGUGAAGGGCUGUCAUCUGUUCGCCGCAGGCAGGAUAGAAAAUGGUCCGUGCAUUUGUGCAGCAAUGCCAAAUAAAGUCACGAUUCUACGCUACAAUGACAAUCUCAACAAAUUCUGCAUCCGUAAGGAGAUUGAAACACUGGAGCCGUGCAACUGCAUUCACUUCACGAGCUACAGCAUCAUCAUCGGUACCAAUAAAUUCUACGAGAUCGAGAUGAAGCAGUGCGUUCUGGAUGAGUUUCUGGACAAGAAUGACGUGUCGCUGGCGUCGGCUGUGUUCACUGGAUCCUCUCACAGUUUCCCCAUCGCCAUCGUCCAGGUGUCCAGCACUCCACAGAAGGAGGAAUAUCUGCUCUGCUUCCACGAGAUUGGAGUGUUUGUGGAUGGUUUCGGGCACCGAAGUCGCCCUGAUGACAUCAAGUGGAGUCGACUUCCUCUGACGUUUGCAUUCAGAGAGCCGUAUCUGUUCGUCACCUACUUUAAUUCACUGGACGUUAUUGAGAUUCAGGGACACGCAGCUCUUGGGCCUCCCGGUCUCGUACACCUGGACAUCCCUAACCCGCGGUACUUGGGUCCGGCUAUAUCGUCUGGUGCCAUCUACCUGGCCUCAUCGUACCAGAACAAACUGCGGGUGAUCUGCUGUAAGGGCAGUCUGGUGCGAGAGUCUGGAGAACUUCAGAGGACCGGCUCUAGCAGGAGCAGCCCAAACAAGUGCGGGCCCCCCACAUAUAACGAACACAUCUCCAAGCGCAUUACUUCAGGCCCCGGGGCCCAGGAGAGCCAGCUGCACCGGGAGCCCAGCACCCCUCACCGCUACCGCGAGGGCCGUACGGAGUUCCGGAGGGACAAAUCUCCCGCAAGGCCUCUGGACCGUGAGAAAUCUCCAGGCCGCGCUGUUCUAGACAGCCGCAGAGAGCGGUCACCCGGGCGCUUCGAGAGCAGCGGCAGCGAGAGAGACCGGGAGCGAUCACGCCUUCACACUAGCUCCGUACGCACUCAACUGACACCCGUCAACAAGGUUUGGGACCAAUCUUCGGUCUGAGAACGUUCCGGAGAGAUGCCGUAAAGAGCCAUCGUCCACUCCCUGCAUGGAUGGACAUGCCAUUUUAACAGGCGCUUCAUGUAACACUGAACUAUAUCAUCUCAUGCCUGUAACCGUGAAAAGAGCCAUGCAUUUCUCUUGCAGCCAUAUUAUAUUAUAUUAUACUUGAGUCUGGGAUAUUUUGCUAACGUUGUAAACUUGCUGUAACCAUUUACGAAGGUCGACUGUAAAGAAACUGGGAUUUGGAGAAAGAUUUAAAGGAAUGUUCCCGGCUUGAUAUAAGGUAAGCUCUAUCAACAGCAUUUGUGGCAUUAUGCCACACAUUACCACAGAAAAUAAUCUUGACUCGCCCCUCAUAAAAAACUAAAGAAGCAAGACCAUAAACAAAAAUUGACGAUUCUCUUGAUAUGGUGUCUCCAGUGUUUUUUAAUUCUCUGCCAUUGAUUUCCCAUUGAGACUACGAGGGGAAAAAGUCACCAAAAAGUGACUGAAACAGAAGCACAACUGAGAAUGCAACGUAUAGAGAAGUGAACAUUACUCACUCCGAAGGGUCAUUGUAGUGAGUACUCUAAAGGGAGCAGGAUUUUGCGGUCUCAUGAUUGGACAACCGACCAAGCAUAUGACCAGUAAAGUUGAUAGCUGUUGCGGUUAAGCUAGUUGUGGCGAGUAAUGCCUCAAAUAUUGCCUAUAUGCGUUUGAUUCAAAUGUAUUAAGUCAGGAAUAUUAUCCAUGUCUGCAGUACCCUUCAAAAGUUUGGAAACAUAAUGACAUUUUGUUUGCUUUAUUCAGCGAGGAUGCUUUCAGUUCAAAUCAAGAAUUACAGUAGACAUUUAUAAUGUCAAAAAUCCUCCACUUUAGGCCAGGCCUGUCCCCGAGCCAAAUCCGGCCCGUUUGAAAUUUUCAGUGGCCCACUUGAGGAUGUCAGUUGUCUUAGAGGACGUUCACACUGAACGUUUUUUCAAUUGUUUUCCUAUGUAGAGUUGCACUAGGCAGACAGCAUGAAAUUGAUGCUUUUAGAGGUUGCGCUACAAAUGGUAAAUGUUCUGCACUUAUAUAGCGCCUGUCCCAUUCACCCAUACGUUCACAAUCAUACACCAUGCAAGGCGCUAGCCUGCCAUUGGGAGCAACUUGGGGUUCAGUGUCUUGCCCAAGGACACUUCGGCAUGUGGAGUCGUGUGGGCCGGGAAUUGAACCGCCAACCUAGCGAUUAGCGACCUACCCGCUCUACCACCAGAUUGUCAGAUUUACUCUCUGAUUGAUUUAAUUCGUCUCAAGAGAUGUUUCGUUUAUAUAGCGAACAAAUAUUGCACAUUACACACAAUACCUGUAGGGAGAAGCCUUUCGAUAACAAAUUAUUCUGGCUUUGUCGAUGAAUCUUUGAAGUUGAAUAGCCCUACCCAUGAAUUCGGCAGCAAUUUCCAAAGGUGUAUUUGGAAAAUCCAUGAGAAGUGCCCUACAUGCCAAAGCAAGCAAUUUGAUCCAUCCAUAAUACUCAUUUCUAAUCAUUUACUGCUCAACCUUUGAAGUUAUUUUGCAUAAUCUAUUAGCCCGCAUCCAUAUCACACUGUAGCUCAAGACCGGUUGUCCACUAUAGCCAAGCAGGGUUGAGACUGGCCAGUACCAGGAUGGGAGACCUCCUGGGGAAAACUAAGGUUGCUGCAGGAAGAGGCAUAAGGGAGGCCAGUAGGGGGUGCUCACCCUGUGGUCUGUGCGGGUCCUAAUGACCCAGAAUAGUGACGGGGACACUAUACUCUAAAAAAGCACUGUCCUUCAAAUGAGAUGUUAAACCGAGGUCCUGACUCUCUGUGGUCAUUAAAAAUCACAUUGCCCCCAUUGGCCCUUCUCAAUCAUGGCCUCCUCAUAAUCUCCAGCCAUUAAUUGGCCCUACACUCUAAUCUCCACCAAUAGCUGGUGUGUGGUGAGUGUUCUGGCACACUAUGGCUGCCGUCCCAUCAUCCAGGUGGAUGCUGCACACUGGUGGUGGUUGAGGAGAUUCCCGUUCACUAUGUAAAAUGCCUUGAGUGUAGUGCCUAUAUAAAUGUAACAUUCAUUCAUUCAAUUUAAAGUGAAAAGCAGAUUUGUAUAAUUCCAGAAGGUUGGUAUAUUAUUAAAUUAGUAUAUAAUUUAAUAAUAUAAACGGUAGUGAAGUGUAAAAUAUACAGGCAUCAAAUUACAUCCCUGAAACAUUCAUUGUAGUUUCAGCAACCACAGCUGCUGGUUUAAAUUUAACAAAUUAAUUUUUUUGCACAGUGCACUGUAGUAACUUCAAAAGGCCACGUGAUGACGUUCACCAAGCGUGUUCCUUCCAGGAGCAAUAAUUGAUACUCAUGUAGAGACACAAAAACACCAGCUGGGACAUCCCAAUAUUGAUAACUGAUAUAAGAAGAAACGUAACUAUUCCCAUAAAAUAUAAUGAAAUGUGAUGGGACACACAUAGGUGUGGGAACGCUCAAUGGUUUUUCACCAUAAUUUAAACAAUAGCUUACCAUAAAAAGUAUUUUUUGUUUUUACUGUUAAUUAGAUGGUGACAUCAUAGUUUCAUGUAUCAUGUUAUCAUGUUUUCUGUACAUUUGAAGGACCUGUUAUCCAAUGAACAUUCUUUUACCAUUUAAAUUACGGACAUUUUUACAGUGUAUCCUCUUGUUUGCCAGUUUUAGGUGUGACUAAAUCUGCCUAAAUUGCCAACAUCCCAGAGUCUUCUCUUCACUGUUGCAGAUGAAACUGGUGUUUGUUGUGCUGUUACCAGUUUAGGACCUGUGAGGAGUCCGUUUCUCAAACUAGAGACUCUUGAUGUACUUGUCUUGUAGUUGUGCAUCUGAAUCGUCCACUUCUCUUUCCACCCUGGUUAAAUACAGCAUGAUUAUAUCUGUUAAAUCAGAACGGCAUGGCAUAACCUUCAUCUCUAGAAAGAACAAUAGACCAUUGCAUUUCUAGAGGCUUGUUUCUUUUGGCCAUUUUUAAAACCAAAAUUUUACUCGCAAGGGUAAAGUGACUUGCACGUGUACUUAAUCAUACUUCAUUAAGUAGCACGAUUGUUUUCAACUGUUCUAACAACACACACAACAAAAAUGUUUCUUGAGUACCAAAUCAUUUCUUAAGAAUUACACAUUAAAAAUGAGGCUGUGACAUCACAGGUAAAAAUGAGGUUGUGACAUCACAGGUAAAAAUGAGGCUGUGACAUCACAGGUUAAAAUGAGGCUGUGACAUCACAGGUUAAAAUGAGGUUGUGACAUCACAGGUAAAAAUGGGAUUCUAACACAUCUGAGGUGACGAGAAGCAUCGAUUACUUUAAAAGAACAAAAAUGUCUUCAUGUUUCCAAACUUUUGAAGAGCAGAUGAGGGUUUUAAAAUCCAUUAACCCUUUGAUCUCGGAGGGCGUUUUUAAAGAUUUCCUGUUUCAGUGGCAUACCCAAAAUGAACUUGACAAAAACAAAGAGGGUCGAGUGUUUGGCAUCAGUGUAAAGAAAACUUUCCAAUUUGUUUAAUGAUGUCAAUUGUGAUACAUUCUGAGAAUCUCAGCCUAAGAAAAAUAGCCAAAGAUUUACUUUUCCCCCCCUUAUUUUUCCAAUUUCACAUUAUAUAUCUCAGGGUGUAAAUAUGGUGGCUCUGAAAAACUUUUUUUGGGUUCCCAAAAACAGGCCCAGCCAAGCUUAAAGGGUUAACAUAUUUAAAAUGACCUCAGGAUGAACUGCGAGAACGCAUCACCCGUUCUCACGCGAUUAUAAACGGCUAAAUGACUUCUUCGAAGUGACCAUCGCAUGUACCCUUCGAUAACAUCCUUGUGGAAGGGCUCUUCGUGAAAGGGUCCAGCGUCCCACUAUCGUUUAAAUCAGGGGUGGGGAACGUCAGGCCUCAGGGCCGUAUAAGGCCCGCGAGACCAUUUUACCCGGCCCGCAAGGCCAUUUGAGAAAUAAUUUGAAAAGCAAAAAAUGACCUUGAUUCAAUUAACCUGAAAAAAAACGAAAGUUUAAAAAUAACAACACAAAAUAUUGUAUAAUAGACAGACCAUUUAGUGUUUGUGUGAGCAUGUAACAAAAUGCAUACAUUCAUUUCAACCCACAAUCAGAAAUUGCAAGUAAUUGUAGGGCCCGUGAAUAACUUCGUAAAUACUCAAAUGGCCCUUAAUGGAGAAAAGGUUCCCCACCCCUGGUUUAAAACAACCCUUUGAUCAGUUCCUUCAAUGACCCCCCAAAAAACGUACGUUACUUUAUAAAUUGGUCUCGAACAGUUUGCGUUCAUGCACUUUUAUAGAGUAUGUUUCGGACUUAAUGCGCUUACAACAGAGGUAAAGGGCACCAUGAUAUGCUCAUAUUUGUUUUAUUGGAACAAAUGAAUUCUUGUGUAUUAUUUGAGCUGUAACAUCGUCUAAAUUGUAAUUUUGGCAGGACUUGAUUCCAUAGCGGAUUUGUACAAAAGUUGAGUUGAGAACAAAUAUGUUGAAACAGUGUGUAUUUAAGCGUUUAUUAUUUUCUGUGGUAAAAGGCCUCAUAAACGCUGUAGAUAACGCAUGUAGAUAUUGCUGUAGAACCCGGAACAUUCCUUUAACGCUAAAACAAUUAGCACACCGAUAUUGUAAAUAUGGUUUCAACUUUUAUAGCUAAAAGGAACUUGAUUGAAGUUAAGUCUAUUUUUGAUGCCAUUAAACUGUUUGUACACACAGUUCAAAUGAAAGGUACAGAAAAGGCUGUAUUUCCAUGUUGUAUGUUACUGUGGUAAACACGGUCAAUUUGGCUGCUCUAAAAUUCAUCAUUAAGUUUUGUCCAGCUUAUUCAUAUGAUUUAUUUUCUAUGAUGCAUUUGACUGACACGAUAUUAAUGCACAUUGUAUAUUUUUAUGCUGAGAGUCUGAGCCUGUACAUCUUUUUAAAGAGAUACGUCAUGUUCUCGCUACAAGUGUCCUUGUGAUGUUCAAGUGAACUUAUCGUAUUUUGUUGAAAAUAUCAAAGCUUUUGUCUACACACUCGCAAGCAGCAGGAAGUCCACGGGGCUCUUCUGGAAAUUUCUACAGCUUAAUGUACAGAUGUCCUGUUCAACUGUGGAGGUGAAAAUGUCCAGUAGCCCUCAGAGUUUGUAGAAAUCCUUCGUUGUUUCCUUGUGGAAUAUCAAACACUGCUCAAUUAGAGGCUUUAUUUAUUUAUUUAAUUAUGAGCACAUGGGUAAUUGUAAGCAAACGGCCGAGUCAUCAUAAACGCAUGAGUACAUUUUCACCUGGUUUUGGGACUUCCUGUCAUGUAAUACCUUAAUAUUAAUAAUUGAUGUUUUUAAACUAACAAGGCUCCUUGCCUUGAACUUUCAUUUUGUAAAGAAUUUGAACUGUAAUAAACAAUAUUAAAGUGCGAGCCAUACACAGUAUCUCUUGCUUGGAGUAAUUCUUUUAGUCAUGUGUCAAAAUCACUAAAGGUACAAUUUCCGCAGGUGUCCCAUGUGUUUGUAAUUAUGCCA
Molecule: messenger RNA, 10530 nt
Organism: Xyrauchen texanus (razorback sucker)
Lineage: Eukaryota; Metazoa; Chordata; Actinopteri; Cypriniformes; Catostomidae
Product: citron Rho-interacting kinase-like
Exons: 40
Coding region: 218-5089 (1623 amino acids)
Biological process (GO): actomyosin structure organization; peptidyl-threonine phosphorylation
Cellular component (GO): cytoskeleton; cytoplasm
Molecular function (GO): protein serine/threonine kinase activity
Source: RefSeq, a predicted model, not a curated record